AGAGCCCUCUACAGAGACGUCAUGGAGGAGAACUAUGAGAAUGUGGCCUCGCUGGGGUUUCCAGUUUCCAAACCUGAUGUGAUCUCCUGGCUGGAGCGAGUGGAGGAGCCAUGGGUCCAAGACCUCCAGGACUCUGAGGAAAGAGAGACCCUGAGAGAUACCUGCAUAGCAGAUGAUGGGAUGGCGAAUGAGGUGGAGAAUCCUCAACAAGACGAUGCUGAGCAAGUAGAAGCACAUGGGACAUUCUCAGAAAAAUCCUGGAGUUGUGCACAGGCAAACAACUGUGAGAGUCAAAACAGAUCAGAGAAAAAGUUCAGUAGAGGCUCAGACCUUAUUAGACAUGAGAGAAUGAACACAGGAGAAACACCGUACAUCUGCCUGGAGUGUGGGAAAACCUUCAAACAUAACUCAGUCUUUAUCAUACAUCAGAGAAUCCACACUGGAGAGAGACCAUACACAUGCCCCGAGUGUGGGAAAAGCUUCAGUCGCAGCUCAAACCUUAUCACACAUCACAGAAUCCACACAGGGGAGAAACCCUACACUUGCCAUGAGUGUGGGAAAGGCUUCAGUCGGAGCUCAGAGCUUAUGAUACAUAGGAGAAUCCACACAGGAGAAAGACCCUACAGCUUGCUGUGAUUGUGGGAAAAGCUUCAUUCGGAGCUCAGAGCUUAAUAAGCACCAGAGAAUCCACACUGGAGAGAGACCCUUCAGAUGUACUGAGUGCGGGAAAGACUUCAUUUAUAGCUCACAGCUUGUCACACAUCGACGAAUCCACACA
Molecule: messenger RNA, 778 nt
Organism: Chrysemys picta bellii (western painted turtle)
Lineage: Eukaryota; Metazoa; Chordata; Testudines; Emydidae
Source: RefSeq, a predicted model, not a curated record